CGUUACACAAGUCAUCGAGAUACUGUCCGUGUCAGGUGAGACCUCCCAGUAAUCCCCAUUACAGCGCACAACGGUUCUUGUAACCGUCCGGCUUCAGUAUAACAUAUUUUCUAGUUAUUUUGUUCAAAUACGGUGCCCCAUCAUGGUACAAAUGGGUGCGGAAACGGCCACCGUUACCGAAGUGGAUAUGCUCCAAGACAUGCAUUUGAUGAAAAAUGCGGAAAAGCUACACGAAGCCCAAGAAGAUAACGACUCGGAGAACGAACGAACUUCGAAGCCGGCACCGCUGUCGUCCGACAAGCAACAGGAAAUCAUAUGGAGCAACGUGGUCCUCAUCACCCUCUUUCACUUGCUCGCCGUGGCCGCACUUUUCACCUACCUGUCCUCUACCAAACUCCCCACCAUUGUCUGGGGUGUUAUAAUCGGAGGUAUCGGAGGAUUUGGGGUGACUGGCGGAGCACACAGAUAUUUUACACACAGAUCGUUCAAGGCGAAAUUACCUCUGCAAAUAAUACUGAUGGCAUGUUACACGGUAUCCGGACAGAACUCAAUACCCGACUGGGUUCGAGAUCACCGGGUCCAUCACAAGUUCAGCGAGACCGACGCUGAUCCGCACAACGCCAACAGAGGGUUCUUCUUCUCCCACGUCGGCUGGCUGAUGCAACGCAAACAUCCCGAGGUAUAUCGCCGAGGCAAGACUGUCGACAUGUCCGACAUCACCAACGACCCUCUGGUGCAAUUUCACACAAAAUACUUUUUGCCGCUCAAGCUGUUGCUGUGUUUUGUGCUGCCCGUCAUAGUGCCGGUAUUGGCAUGGAACGAAAACUGGAUGGAAUCCAUCGCCAGCAUUGGAGUGGUACGGUACGUUCUGAAUUUGAACUUCACGUGGUCCGUCAACAGCGUGGCUCACAUAUGGGGAAACAAACCGUACGACAAGCGCAUCCAACCUGUGCAGAACUUGGCAGUGUCUAUUGUGGCCAUGGGCGAGGGAUGGCAUAACUACCAUCACGUGUUCCCCUGGGACUACAGAGCCGCCGAAUUGGGUGGCUACAUGUUGAACACGACGACCAUGUGGCUGGACUUCUUCGCUUGGCUGGGUUGGGCGUACGAUCGGAAAUCGCCGUCCCCACAACUCGUCCAACAAGUAGCAUUGAACCACGGCGACGGUAGUUGGCACGAAUACGAGCCCACGCGUGAUAAGACUUUAUGAAAAAAAAACUCAACUCAAAAUCAUCUAAAACGUUGCCCCGGGUCAAACAACCACAUUGAUCCACAAAAGAAAAUCGCUUUCCUGAAUCGCUGAAAACGACACUACAUUGUAAAAUUAAUAAGAGAAAUUUCGUAAUGUAACUGUUUUACGGUUUUCUUUUGAGCGAGGUUUUUUUCAGCGUUUGUACAUAUAUUAACAAACAAUCCCCCUUCCGGAUUUUUUUAAACUCCGGGUAACCCUCUUGAGGGUAGACAUUGAUCACGCUAGGCAGGGCGUACAUGUUUUAAUUUAGACUUUCUGUUUAAUAAAUUAUGUAUUAUAGUAAAAAAAAAAAAUAUAUAUAUACUAAUAUAAUGAUAUGUUAAGUGUACUUAGUUAAUGUUCUGAAUGCACAGAUUUAAGAUCAAAAACUGGGUGUGAUAUAUUUUACUCUGUUAAUUAAAACCAUUAUUAUGUUUAAUGUUAAUUAUCAGUACAACUAUCUACGUGGAAUGUGAGAUAGUAAUGUACUUGGACUAGUAUAAUACUAGUGUAAUAGUAUUAUGUAAACAAAAAAAUUGUUACUAUAUUAU
Molecule: messenger RNA, 1782 nt
Organism: Adelges cooleyi (spruce gall adelgid)
Lineage: Eukaryota; Metazoa; Arthropoda; Insecta; Hemiptera; Adelgidae
Product: acyl-CoA Delta(11) desaturase-like
Exons: 7
Coding region: 143-1210 (355 amino acids)
Biological process (GO): unsaturated fatty acid biosynthetic process
Cellular component (GO): endoplasmic reticulum membrane
Molecular function (GO): iron ion binding; stearoyl-CoA 9-desaturase activity
Source: RefSeq, a predicted model, not a curated record